UAAAAAAUACACGAGUUGAAAAUGGAUAGUCUCGUGGAGAAGUGAGCCCCUUUCUGGCGGGAAGUGAGCAAAGAGAGAGAGAGAGAGGGAAUAGGGCAGUGAUUGUGAUUAGUGAGAGGGGUUUGGGGUGGUGCGCAGCCGAAAUGGGUUCGUUAGGACAGCUUCCGAUAUGGGCAUCGAAACCUUGUAUCAUGGGUAUUGACGAAGCUGGUCGCGGUCCUGUUUUAGGACCAAUGGUGUACGGAUGCUUGUACUGUGCACGUUCGUACCAGAAGACUCUUUCCACUUUACAAUUUGCAGACUCGAAGACUUUGAAAGAAGAGAAGAGGGAAGAAUUAUUCGAGGAAUUAAAGACAAAUGAAUCCAUCGGAUGGGCGGUUGAUGUGAUAGAUCCAAGAGAUCUCUCAGACAAGAUGUUAAAGAAAACCAAAAUAAAUCUUAAUGAAAUAUCACAUAAUUCUGCAAUUGGCCUUGUAAGGAAGGCACUGGACCUCGGUGUUCUUUUAACUGAGGUUUAUGUGGAUACUGUUGGUGAUCCCGAAAAGUAUAGGGUGAAGCUCUCUGAAAUAUUUCCAGCAAUCAAAUUUGUUGUUGCAAAAAAAGCUGACAGUGUUUACCCCGUAGUAAGUGGAGCCAGUAUUGUUGCAAAGGUUACUAGGGACCGAGCCUUGCGGGAUUGGGUGCUUGAUGAAACUGCUGAGAACAUGCAUAAGAACUUUGGAUCUGGAUAUCCUGGAGAUCCUGAGACAAAAGCUUGGCUGGAUCAUCACAAACACGUAGUUUUUGGUUUCCCAACCUUGGUCCGCUUCAGCUGGGGAACAUGUAAUUCAUACUCCAAGGACAAUGUUGAAGUACUAUGGGAAUCUGAUGCCAAUGAUGAAGAUGAAUCCAACGGAAGAGCUAGUAAGCGGCAGGUGAAGCUAACUGAUAUUGGUUUCACAGGUGUAAAGAGGAAAAGUGAAGAUAUUGAGUCAAGUGGGAAAGGCCGAUGCAAAUUCUUCCAAGCUCGUAAGCUUGAACUCCUCUCACAGUUUUGAAGGACACAAUUCAAAGUUACUCACAGGAUGAGAACUAUUGUGUCAAACCUCAUUCAUCUAGUCUAAACUAGAACAGCGAAAUUGGUUCCUUCGACAUCCUUUCCGGAUGGUAAUUAGAUUAGUUUGUUAUAUACCUCCUAGUUGAUUGAAAAAGUGUUGACUAGAUUUGUAAUUCUGAAUGUCGUAAUAUCAUUUAGGAUUAAUCAUACUUGUUCUCUCCGGUUAGCACAGUUUUUGUGAUGGCCGCAUGUCCAGCUUGCAGCUCCUGGAAUAUCUUCUGCUUUCUGCAGACAAAUAGCAUCUUAAAGAACUA
Nicotiana attenuata is the source of this 1350-nucleotide messenger RNA. RefSeq names its product ribonuclease H2 subunit A. The record is from RefSeq and is a predicted model, not a curated record. Gene Ontology annotation, cellular component: ribonuclease H2 complex. Gene Ontology annotation, molecular function: RNA binding; RNA-DNA hybrid ribonuclease activity. The transcript is spliced from 8 exons. NCBI's taxonomy places the organism in Eukaryota, Viridiplantae, Streptophyta, Magnoliopsida, Solanales, Solanaceae. Gene Ontology annotation, biological process: mismatch repair; DNA replication, removal of RNA primer. The coding region runs from base 144 to 1037 and encodes 297 amino acids.